Messenger RNA from Mycena citricolor, 708 nucleotides. Lineage: Eukaryota; Fungi; Basidiomycota; Agaricomycetes; Agaricales; Mycenaceae. The record is from the annotation of a GenBank genome assembly.
CUUCUCGUUGCCCCAUUCAUGGCAGAUUUACCACCCAAGGUCACCAUUCUCAAGGGCCACUCUCCUGAUCUCUCUGCCGCGACGUAUCAGAUUCACGAUGAAUCGCACACAAUAGGGAACGCUCUUCGCUGGAUGCUCAUGAAGAAUCCCAAGGUUGAGUUCUGUGGUUACAGCGCGCCGCAUCCAUCGGAAAAUGUUAUCAACGUGCGCAUACAGAUGUACGACAGCCUGUCAUCUCUGGAGGCUCUUGUGGAGGCACUCGGAAAUCUCGAUGACCUUUGUUCCACUAUCGAAGACGCGUAUGUUACUGAUCUGAACAAGGGAAAGUUCGAGCGAUGGGAUGAGCGUAGUUGAGAGCCCUGCGUAGAGAAGGCUAAAAAGUAUUAUAAUGUACAGAAAACAUAAUUUUCUGCGUGAAGCCGAAAAAGAGUAUAUAUGUAAUAUGCAGCCUUGCUGCCAGGCAAGAGGGAUAUCCCUUGCCUGCGAUGUACGAGGUGUAUAGGAUAGUCUAGUCCAUCUCGUCUAAUCGAGACCUGUCAUUAGCCCGCAUGACCGCGGCCGGAUCCUUCGCAGGUAAAUGAGUUGUGGCAUCGUUCUGUGAGAAGAAAUCUUCUAGCGUGAGUGGUCUAAGAUGGAACCCCUGUACAACAUGAGCACAGUUUGAGAGGAAAGAAGACCUGGCUCACCUCGAGCUGACCCAGCUCCAAC